UGCCUGUUUAAUAGUUGCUGUUGCAGCACUUCCGCUUCUCUCCCUGCGAGAGACACACGAGUGGCCAGGCCCAGCCGCACCGAGGAGGAGCAGCCAGACACAAAGGGAGAGGUUUGGGUGGAGCUAUAGUGGGGGGGAGCUAUGUCGGAUGACGAUUCAAGGGCUAGCACCAGCUCUUCUUCAUCUUCAUCCUCCAACCAACAGACUGAGAAAGAGACAAACACACCUAAGAAGAAAGAAAGUAAAGUCAGCAUGAGUAAAAAUUCGAAGCUCCUUUCCACCAGUGCAAAAAGGAUUCAAAAGGAAUUGGCUGAUAUCACUUUAGAUCCACCUCCCAAUUGCAGUGCUGGUCCAAAAGGUGAUAAUAUCUAUGAAUGGAGAUCAACAAUUUUAGGACCUCCAGGUUCAGUGUACGAGGGUGGCGUUUUCUUCCUCGACAUUACAUUUACACCAGAAUAUCCCUUCAAGCCUCCAAAGGUUACCUUUCGAACAAGAAUCUAUCAUUGCAACAUCAAUAGUCAAGGAGUGAUCUGUCUGGACAUAUUAAAGGACAACUGGAGUCCAGCAUUAACUAUUUCUAAAGUUCUUCUUUCAAUUUGCUCACUUCUCACAGACUGCAAUCCUGCUGAUCCCCUUGUUGGAAGUAUUGCAACUCAGUAUAUGACUAACAGAGCAGAGCACGACAGAAUGGCCAGACAGUGGACCAAGAGAUAUGCAACAUAAACUGGAUUUUUGUCAGACCUGCGUGUUAAAUCAUCUGUGACAGAGCGAGCUGCUUAUGAUUUUGAAGGGGUGGGACAGGGAAGGGGAGAAACUGAAAAAGAGUAGGGUAUUUCUAUAAAAGAAUUUAUUCAGUCUUUUAUUUCCUGAGAUUUUGUUGUUGUUACUUAAGGUAUCUUGCUACAGUAGACAGCUAGAAUGGGAAUAGCAUAUUUUAAGACUCUCACUAGUUCAGCAAUAGUAGCUCUGCUAUAGCACCAAGAAGAAUGUAAACUAACCUGAUAAUUGGAUGAGGGUAGGCAAAGAUGUUUGGUUGUGAUAGAUUUAAAAAAAAACAGCUUAAUUUAUUGGCAUCUCUGUAAAAUUUCUUGCAAGAAGGCUUGCAACUUGAUUUUCUUUUAGUUUGUUUUUAUUUGUAAAAAAUAUUGCAAAUAUUUUUCCCUAGGGAAGGUGGGAGAUUUUCAUAUUUAACACAUCUUUUUACAAGACUACCCUUUCAUUAACUUCAAAUAUAGGGGUAAGGCUAGAUUGUUGUCUCCCCUAGCAUAGGGAGAAUAGUUCAGAGAUUCAUUUUUCUAUGCCGAGUUACCUUUAUGAGAAUGAAGGUUUUAACUGAACUUGGGAACAACCUGUAGUGAAAUACCUUAAGCUGUUUAAUUGUAAGGCGUGGAAUAGGAGUCACUCAGUGGAUUGGUUGUAUGUUGUGGACUAUCCAAGUCUGCAUUUGUUACUGUGCUAAUAAAAAUAUGUACAAACUC
This is a messenger RNA of Thamnophis elegans (Western terrestrial garter snake), 1478 nucleotides long. It is a transcript of the gene UBE2E1, whose product is annotated as ubiquitin conjugating enzyme E2 E1. The record is from RefSeq and is a predicted model, not a curated record. Gene Ontology annotation, cellular component: nucleus. Lineage: Eukaryota; Metazoa; Chordata; Lepidosauria; Squamata; Natricidae. Gene Ontology annotation, molecular function: ubiquitin conjugating enzyme activity. Gene Ontology annotation, biological process: protein polyubiquitination. The transcript is spliced from 6 exons. Bases 142 to 723 code for a protein of 193 amino acids.